Petromyzon marinus (sea lamprey) is the source of this 2242-nucleotide messenger RNA. NCBI's taxonomy places the organism in Eukaryota, Metazoa, Chordata, Hyperoartia, Petromyzontiformes, Petromyzontidae. The record is from RefSeq and is a predicted model, not a curated record.
CCGGGUUGGAAGCGGGGCAGAGAGCGGGCUCGCCGCCCCGCCGAGCCUACGCGCUUUGAGCCACGCGGCUCGCUUCGAAAGGCGAUUCGGCCAACUCACGACGACGGCUUUGACUGCACGCGCGCGAUGGGCACGGACUAGCGGGGCGCACGGUGACGUUCGCGUGCGUGCGUGCGUGCGUGCAGAUCUCUCCACGCUCGUGUUCGUCGCCGUGUCGCUCAACGGAUUCGGAGGGAUGUGCAUCAACGUCUCGGGCCAGAUGCUGGCUGAAAUGUUCCAGACGAUAUCCAACGUGUUCUCCGCCCUUUUGCUGGGUUCCUUCUGCUCGGCAGCCUUCACCAUGACCAUCCUCAAGGUCAUGUACGAGGCCGGGGUCCCCUUCAUCUACAUCUGCCUGGGCUGGGCCCUGCUGGCCGUGGUCAUCUUCCUCAACGCCAUGUUCGGCUGGCCCGAGGAAGCCAUGACGGGCCCCGCGCACAUGAACCACUCCAUCCGACUGAAGCUGAGUUUUCGCGGCUCGCAGCGUGGCACGCAGGGCAAGGAGUUCUACGCUCAGAUGGCCGCCAUGGGCUACCGUCUGCGGCCCGACCUUCGCGAGCAGCACUCCCUGCUGCAGUCCGCUGACCGCACCUCCACCGAGCGCAGCCUGGCGUUCAUGAGGAGCAUCUUCACCCCCGUGAUGCUGUGGAGCAUGGUCACGAUGGCCGUGACCCAGCUGCACCUGACCUUCUACCUGGGCUCGCUGGGCAGCCUCCUGCCCGGAGGGCCCGCGGACACGGAGCUCUACGUGACGGUGUUUGGGCUGCUGCAGCCGCUCUGCCUGCUCGUGUGCCCUCUGCUGGGUCACCUGCUCAUGCGGGAGACAGCUGCCUCCAGGGCCGACCCGGCCGUCGCUGAAAGCGAGGAGGAGCGGGAUCUGUCCAGGAAGAUCACCAAGGUGCGCAGAGCGAUGUGCGUCUUCUUCACGACCAGUGUGCUGCUGCUGGCGUUCGGCAUCACGAGCCUGGUGCCCAACCUUCACCUGCAGAUCGCCACGUUCAUCCUGCACACCGUGGACCGCGCGGCCGUGGCCAUGGCAUGCAACGAGCUCUACACAGCGGUGUUCCCCGAGUCGCACUUUGGGUACCUGAACGGAGUCCAGUUCCUCGCCAGUGCGCUGGUGACGCUGCUGCAACACCCGCUGCACCUCGUCCUGGUGGACGACACUCUGGCAGACAGCGCACUCUGGGUGAACGGCCUCCUGCUGGCGGUCUCGGUGCUGAGCCUCGGCCUGCCCUUCUACCUCCUCUACUACCAACGGCGGCUGGCGAAGGAGCUAGGAGAAAAUUCGGCCGUUUGCAGUCAGCCGACCUUGCCGGAAGAGGCCCAUACAACCAAGUAGAGGUUUGGGGGGGGUGGGAAGGAGAAAGUCCCAGGGGGUGGCGGUGAGGGAUGGACAAGGUGACAGGUUGACACGUCCUGAAAUUAAUUGGGAGGCAUGGCCCGAAUUUUGGAGCAAGGAUUUUGAUUCCUCUUAGCCGCGAGAGCUGCGUGUGAUGAUGAACCGAAAUUCUGAAGUUAAUGUCUGCCGGGAUAUGCAAUGGCCUGUGUGGCUCGGGGCAAACAGAUGUUGAGUGAUCCCUACAAGUUGAGUGAUCCCUACAAUAUAUUGAGUCUUUGAUAUUGCGAUCGGGUUAAAAUUAGUGCUGCGUUUCCGAGUAUUAUUACACUGAUUAUCGGUUCGACUGUUAAACGAAUCGAUUGACAUCAACGCAGUGGUGGGGGAAAAGUUUAAAUAAAUAAAACUCUGCACGCCACAUAUGCCGCUGGAUGGGAGAUGAUGGGCGGAGAUCGGUGAUGCUAUUGGCAUUAUAUGCACGUGUGUUUAACUUCUUUUGCACCAUACGUAACCAACCGUGCUAAUUAGAGGUGCUGCGGAAGGACAUACAACUAAACACAAAAAGCAGUUCUAAAGAAAUGGGUUUUCAAUUUAUAUUUAAAAUUGUAUAGCUCCAGUGGCUUCUUCCUAAUAUCAGAAGGAAGAGCGCUUCAGACGGCCGCAGAAGCGCAUCUGAAAGUGGUGCAAUGCGGUGAAGUCCGUCUUUGGUUGAUGGCCGAGCCAAAAGCCGCCGCUGCUGUGAGGAUGAGCGGAGUGUCGCGUGAACCCGCGCCAUGCUGGGCGUGGCUGUUUCCUGCCUUCCUGCCUACAGUGAGGGAAAAAAAAUAUUUGAUGCCCUGCUGAUUUUGUACGUUUGCCCACUGA